UUCGCUGGACUUCUAUCGUCCUUUGGGACCUAGAGAGUAGAGGUCACGGGUAAAACGUCGUUAACAACGGCGCGAGACGAGAACCUGAGGUGAUGGCUAAACAUCAUCCAGAUUUAAUCUUCUGCCGCAAGCAGGCCGGAGUGGCUAUUGGGAGACUAUGUGAAAAAUGUGAUGGCAAAUGUGUUAUCUGUGACUCUUAUGUACGGCCUUGUACACUGGUGCGUAUCUGUGAUGAGUGCAACUAUGGCUCUUAUCAAGGACGCUGUGUGAUAUGUGGGGGUCCUGGAGUUUCUGAUGCUUAUUACUGCAAGGAAUGUACUAUUCAGGAAAAAGAUCGAGAUGGCUGUCCCAAGAUUGUUAAUUUGGGGAGUUCAAAAACAGAUCUCUUUUAUGAACGAAAGAAAUAUGGCUUCAAGAAAAGAUGAUCACAUCUCCACUGUGGAAGUACUCCUGAAAAAUUUUGGACUUCAUUUUUAUAGGAAAGCAAUUAAAUGUAUUUUGUUUCAAUUCUAAUAAUUUGAUGGAAAUAUUGGUUACUAAAAAUUAUUCUUGUCAUUUUUCAAUGAAAAAAAUAUUGAAUUAAAUAUAAUUUGAAAUCACUAAGAAGGUAAAUUGGAAUUCAGACCAUAGAUCUUGAUAGAUAGCCCUUUUUUCUGACAGAAUACUUUCACUGUAUAUUAAGUCAAACCCAAGGUUUUCUGAAGAAUUUGAUUAGGUGUUCUGUCAGUGUUAUGGUGGAUUAUACCCCAAUAAAGUUUUAUAAUAGUCUU
Molecule: messenger RNA, 770 nt
Organism: Pseudonaja textilis
Lineage: Eukaryota; Metazoa; Chordata; Lepidosauria; Squamata; Elapidae
Gene: PHF5A
Product: PHD finger protein 5A
Biological process (GO): mRNA splicing, via spliceosome
Source: RefSeq, a predicted model, not a curated record